This is a messenger RNA of Lactuca saligna, 453 nucleotides long. NCBI's taxonomy places the organism in Eukaryota, Viridiplantae, Streptophyta, Magnoliopsida, Asterales, Asteraceae. The record is from the annotation of a GenBank genome assembly.
AUGGAGGAUUGGCAAAGGGUGAAGAGGCGUUCUAAUUCGGAUUUCGUACAACAGAUCAAUCAUUCAUCUGAUUUCCUUGCUUUAGUUCUUGAUGAUUCUUGUUUGCUUGAUAAGGAUUUGUCUCUUACUCUAGUGGGCAAGGUGUUUUUCAUUGGUGCCAGAGAAGUAAUCGGUUGGAAUCCAAAGUAUAUUGAAGUUGAAGUUGAAGAUGAAUCUGAUUCUGAUGAGGAGGAUCCUAUAAUUCAUACUGAUCAUAUGAAUAGUGAUGAUGACCAGGUUCAGGUUGAUAAUAUUAUUGAUAAAAGUAGUAUAGGGUCAUGUAAUAACAAGAAACUAAACGAUUCAAAAGUAGUUUCUGAGGAUCCUUUUCAACUUUAUAAUUUUCUUCCUCUAGAGAAACAAGUCGAGGAAUCUGUUGAAAAAACUUACACUCCGGGUUUAUUCCUCCAAUGA